GAGCGCUGAAGGGUUCGCUGUUCGGCAGGGCAUGGGCCCCGGCCCCCUGAUAUUUUCCCCAUUCAUCAGGCCUUCAGGCCUGGGUAGUGAGCCACUCAUCCCCACAUCGAGCAGGCAACCAGAAAUUGCCUUACAAGGAAAAUAAAAAUAAAAAGUGUUGAGACGCAAUCGAGUCCUCGUCCUACUCUUUUGCCUUCCCCGCUAACCGAGUGGCUCAUCCCUUAUGCUCACACCAUCACACACGAUUGCUUUGCGCUUUUUGCCUUUAAAGGCAGAAACGCGCGCUGCAAAAAAAACAAUCGUAUUCGAAAUCCACAGCACACCUAGUGGUUUAAAAGAAGCGGGAAAAAUGUGUGGACUGACCACAACACACACACCAUUGUUUAAUUCCAGGGAUUUAAACCCACUUCGCAGAUCAUUCACAACCGUUUCUCUUCUCUCAAACACUAUCACAAAAUGCCUGCUACAGGACGUAACUCAAAACCAGUUGAAUGCUCUGUCUGCCGCAAGGUUAUUAGCCGCAAGGCCGAUCUUCCUAGACACAUGCGUACUCACGCUGAAAACAAGGAGGCCUUUAUGCACGCAUGUCCAUAUGAUGGCUGCGAUUACAAGACCCUCCAGAAGUCCAACGUCCAAACGCACAUCAGGACCCACACCCGUGAACGCUCGAAGACGUGUCCUCACCCUGAGUGCCCCUUUUCUACCACCGACCCAGGCAGCCUGACGCGUCACCGCAAGUCAGAACACGGCUACAAGCCCAAAGCGCGUCGCAUUCCUGACGACAAAGCUGCUCGAAAGGACGCCGCUGCACCUUAUCCCAUCACUCGAAUUGCGAAACCAGAGGUCUCAUGCCCUGCGGUGCGCUCUCGCCAUCCGAGUCCAGCGACUCCCAAUUCUCGGGCGAGUUCACGAUACUCACCCUGGACCGACUCGUCCCCAAUCUCUCUGCGGAGAAGUCCAUCUCCAUAUGUGGUCAGCCCUCUCAGCUCCCCGUCCCCACCCCGAACUACUUCCAACCUUCAACCGUCCCCACCGAUCUCUCCACUGUCCACAUCGACCCGCAGUUACUCUCCGAUACCGCGCGGCCGCACGUUCACGAUUUCGGAUUACUGUCUCAGUCCCAGCCCAUCUCCUAUGAGGACUUACAGCCCGUCUCCAGAACCGAUGUGAACAACAAAUUACCAGUUGAACUGGAGGAGCUUUUACAGAAAUAUGGCUCGGGGUCCUUUCAAGGCCGCUGCGAGUACCUU
Suillus discolor is the source of this 1250-nucleotide messenger RNA. RefSeq lists its product as uncharacterized. NCBI's taxonomy places the organism in Eukaryota, Fungi, Basidiomycota, Agaricomycetes, Boletales, Suillaceae. Gene Ontology annotation, biological process: regulation of transcription by RNA polymerase II. The record is from RefSeq and is a predicted model, not a curated record. The transcript is spliced from 4 exons. Gene Ontology annotation, molecular function: RNA polymerase II cis-regulatory region sequence-specific DNA binding; DNA-binding transcription factor activity, RNA polymerase II-specific. Bases 457 to 1170 code for a protein of 237 amino acids. Gene Ontology annotation, cellular component: nucleus.